AUGUCCAAAGUCUUUUCAACCAGCCUGCGCUGCCGAUUGCCUGCUGUGCUGUUCUUCUUCCAGGGCGCCCUGCUGGUGCUGUUUGUUCUCUUUGUGACAUACGACGAGCACACCGACGUCGCUUCCCAGGCCCCUGACGCUGACCCCGGCGCCAACCCGCUCUACGCCAUCUUCUCCCUGUUCCAAGAUAUCCAGUUGAUGUUGCUGGUGGGCCUGGCCCUGCUGCUGGCAUUUAUGAAGGGCUAUGGGGUCAGCGCCAUCGCCUACAACUUCCUGCUUGCCAACUUCGCCACUCAGUGGGCCCUGAUCGUCGAAGGGUUCGUCCACCACUACCGCCAGGGCAAAAUCCACCUGGGCCUCUACAACAUCCUGACCGCCGAAUUCGCCGCCGUGACUGUCCUGAUCUCAGCGGGGGCGAUACUGGGCCGCACGAGCGCCAUCCAGCUUCUCCUCAUGGCUCUGUGUGAAAUUCCCCUCUAUGUGGCCUGCCAGUGGUUGACCGUGAGCUACUUCCAGGCCGUGGACGUCGGAGGGACUAUCACGCUCCAUGUCUUCGCUUGCUAUUUUGGGCUGGGCGUCUCCGUCGCCUUGUACCGGCCGGGCCUGCAGCGAGGACACCCCAAGGAGACCCCCUCGUAUCUCUCUGACCUCCUGUCCUUGGUGGGGACCAUGAUCCUUUGGGUCUUCUGGCCCAGCUUCAUCGCUUCCCUCGUCCAACCAGGUGAUGCUCAGCACAGGGCUGUGCUCCACACGUGGAUUACCCUCAGCGCUAGCGCCUUGACCGCAUUUGCCACUUCCAGCCUCCUGGAGAAGAAGGGAAAGCUGACCAUGGGCCACCUGCAGAACGCCACAUUGGCUGGAGGAGUGGCCAUCGGGGCGGUGGCAGAUAUGGCCAUUACUCCCACCAGUGCAUCUGCCCUGGGCAUCCUUUCUUCUGUGGCCUGUAUCCUCGGCUUCAAAUACAUGACCCCUUUCUUGGCCUCCAGAACCCGCCUUCAGGACCAAUGCGGCAUCCACAACCUCCACGGCCUGCCAGGCAUCAUAGGCGCUGUGGGCGGGAUCGCGGCCAUCUUGUUAAUCCCCGACGAACACUACGGGCCCCGCCUCCACCAGGUCUUCCCUCCGCGGGCCCCGCCUCGAGGAAACGUCACCGUGGCAGAGGCAACCUUGGCGGGACAAGAACUGGGGAGGACAGUCUCACAGCAAGCGCUCUGCCAGGCUGCAGGCCUUGGCGUGUCCUUCGUCAUAUCCCUCGUGGGAGGAUACCUCACGGGGUUGGUUCUAAAGCUGCCCUUCCUAGCUCAGCCACCCGAUGAACUCUGCUUUGAUGACGGUCUUUAUUUUAAGAUCCAGGAACCAGGAGAGACCUCCUGUAUUGACCAAGCUGGUGGGGACCUCCAGCUGCCUUUAAAAGAUAAUGUUUAA
Messenger RNA from Euleptes europaea (tarantolino), 1425 nucleotides. Its product is annotated as ammonium transporter Rh type A-like. Gene Ontology annotation, cellular component: plasma membrane. Gene Ontology annotation, molecular function: ammonium channel activity. The record is from RefSeq and is a predicted model, not a curated record. The coding region runs from base 1 to 1425 and encodes 474 amino acids. Gene Ontology annotation, biological process: ammonium homeostasis; ammonium transmembrane transport. The transcript has a single exon. Lineage: Eukaryota; Metazoa; Chordata; Lepidosauria; Squamata; Sphaerodactylidae.